Messenger RNA from Achroia grisella, 842 nucleotides. RefSeq lists its product as uncharacterized. The transcript is spliced from 5 exons. Bases 72 to 785 code for a protein of 237 amino acids. The record is from RefSeq and is a predicted model, not a curated record. Lineage: Eukaryota; Metazoa; Arthropoda; Insecta; Lepidoptera; Pyralidae.
UUUCUUUGUACUUCCGUCAUAUUAAUUAGUUAAUUAUUAGACAAUAGAAUAGACUGUGGCUGUCCUAUAAAAUGGCAGGAAAAACAACAGAUCGAAAGGGAAAAAACAAAGACGCAAAACCAAUAUUAAACGAAAUCACUGGCACGCUAACAACAUUUACACUACCUGAGAGUUUAUCUUGCUCUGAAGUGGAAUUUCCAGUACUUAUAAAAAAGACGACCAAAGCAAACUGGCUUGAGAUAUUAGAAGAGAGUAAUAAUAAAUUAAAGGAAAUUGAGGAGUAUACAGAAAAUAAAAAAGACCCCAUUCCAAAGGCUCCUUUUCAAAAAACUGAAUGUGACUACAUACAAAAUGAAGUAUUUGUAUAUCUUAUACCUGCACUAGAAGAAACAUUGAACAAAGCGAAGAUUUGGGAUGCCCUUGUAAGGCAGAAAUGUUUCUUCAAUGGAAUAGAUCACAUGGUCCAAGUCUUAUGGAACAAUAAUCCUCGUUAUCCAGAACGCAAAGACAACAAUUUACAUUUGUUUAAUAUGCCAUGGAUUCGAAAAUACCUUAAGGACAACCCACGGCCCUUCUACCCCAAAUCUUGGCUAUGGCCUGAAAACUAUGCUGCUACACUAAUACAAAAAACGGUGCGCCAAUACUUUGUACAACGUGAGGAUGACGUGCAAGAAAUGCGCGGCUUUUGGAAGAAACUUGAAGUGGAGCGCACGGUCCCUAAUAUGGACACGAAUCCAUAUUUGUAUAAAAAAUUUGCUUCCCUCCAGAAGUUCCGUAAAAACUGAAUAAUAAAAUAAGAAUAAUAUUCAUUUCCAAAUUUAUUUAUUACUAUAAUUUCACUU